AGUCAGUGCAGCAGCCAAGACCACUAGAUCCGCUCGGCUUAUUGACUUAGAGACUUAAGCCGGCAGGCAGUCCGAAGGCUCAACCGGCUAAGCCUAGUCGACCCGACCCACCAACUAGGCUACUGCACCACCUACUUCGUCAGGCCACCUACGACCUACCUAUCUACCUGACACGCUUCCUCUCUCUCUUGACCGCGUGCGUUUGAGAGCCGGAGCCGCGUAACCUUAACCUCGUGGCGGGCUCCUUAACCUCGAUCCUCCCGACGGGGUAGGCUCGAUGUAAAUCCAACGCGUCGAUAAUCCUUCAGUCGCCGAAACGCGGUCUCAGGAAGUAGCUUCCAUCACGCGAGUUUCGGUAAGUUACAGUGUCAUCCGAGUUUUAUAACAAGAAAUUUUUGACUAAGCUGUCUGCUUUGGCUGAUAUCGCCGAAAAAGGUUUGUCCGAAGAUUUUCAUUAAGUUGGGUAGUUCGGUUGGUAUCAUCUACUGUGAGCUUUUUCUGAUAAGGGUGGAUCGGUUUUACAAGAAGUGGUUCCCUAAGUUGGGCAAUUUGGCUAAUAUCGCUUAUUUGACAGCAAGACCAAUCCAAAAAGUUACAAGUUUAACUGACAUCGCCUGAAAGCAGUUGUCUGGUUUAUCAAAUUCCGUAUUUUUGCUGGUAUUGCCAAGCAGGUGAUUGUCCUCGAGCAGUUGUCAGAUAUUGGAAGAAUUGUACGUUCUUUUUCGGGAGUGGGGUCCCACGUGACAGUUGACGGACAAGAGACUCUGAGGUUUCUCUAGUUAACCAGCUGUCGAUGGAGAGGCAUAGCACGUGUUCGUUGUUCGGUGAUAAGGUGCAAGCUUCUCUGACAGUUGUGAGAGAGUGAUUUGUUCAGUAGUGAUUUUAUUUGGAAAUACUCAUCGGAAGACAAGUGUUCAUUCUCGGUUUUGGGAUAGUGUAUUAGAAAGAAUAGGAAACUGAAGGAACUAAGAGGAUUAAAAGAAAUGAGAAGAGCAGCUUUUGAUGAAGCACUAAUCAUAUAAAUAGAAAACACCUCUUUGAGAUCUAAUCAAAUAUUUGCGACUACAGAAAUCUUUACGUCAGUUUAACAUCCGCAAGUUAAAGGAAUACAAAAGGAUAAUCCAAGUGAUGAGAAAUCAUUUAAAGUUUUGAAAACAUUGGAUAGAGAUUCUUCGGGUGGACGGUGAUCCUUGGAGAAGUGGUCGGAACCGUCGGCACGACGUUAACGUUUUACAGUAUGGAGCGUGGCGGGGGCGGGGGGAGCCUCGAACUCGCCGGCGGCGGUGGAGGCAACGGAGAACUCUGUCUCCAGGACCUGGUAACUGGCUCGGCUGCAGGGUUGUCGGUUCAACACCAUCAGCACGUGGCGGCCGCAGCCACCAUGGCAGGAUUGCAUGCUGGCGAUCAUCUUCAGAAUUCGAUGCAACAUCACGAUAUCCACGGGAAUCAUCAUGAUACUUCAAUGCUCCACAGCUCAAACCAUCAGGUUCAUCAUGAACCGUUGGAGAAACUUAAACGUGGUGUCCGCGCACCAGUUGAGGUAAAACAAGAACUGGGGACUGUUGGAGGUGUUGUGUCUACGGCAGGAGUGGUUGGGGUCAACGAUACGGACGAUAAGGAUGGAAAAAAGAAUAAGCGACAAAGGCGGCAGAGGACGCAUUUUACUUCACAACAACUUCAAGAACUGGAAUCAACUUUUGCGAGGAAUCGGUAUCCGGAUAUGACGUGCAGGGAAGAAAUAGCUAUGUGGACCAAUCUCAGUGAAGCACGUGUCAGGGUAUGGUUCAAGAACAGGAGAGCAAAGUUCAGGAAGCGCGAGCGUGUAAUGGGUGCAGGAUCAGCCGACUUCAGGCCCGGUAUUGGCGCAGGUGCCCUGAACACGUUCAUAGGUCAGCCAUUCCCCGACGCGGAAUCACUCUAUAACUAUAGUUCCUACAACAACUGGGCUUCCAAAGUACCAUCUCCACUAAACACCAAAAGCUUUCCAUGGUCAGUGAACACCCUAGGCUCCGUAGUGCCAACUGCAUCUCAUCAUCACCACCCUCAAGUCAAUCCUGUGAACUGUUUCAACUCCGCGACCUCGUUAGCAGGAAGCCACGUGGGUGGUAUGUCUGUCUCUGUAGGCCAGGCAGCAUCCUCAAUGAUUCCAGGCAUGGGCUCCAGUUUAGGAGUCACCGGCUCGCCGGUUGCAGCAUCCGGAGCAACCUGUCCUUAUGGACCACCCGCUGGUCCACAUCCCUACGGGCCGCCGGUCUACAAUCCACAUCAUCGGACAGGAGCUCCAACGGAGCCAUACACUGUCACCUCCAGUAGUCUAGCAACCCUUCGGCGAAAGGCAAAAGAACAUAGCAGUGGAUACUGUACCAGUUUCAUCACUGGAGUCAGCAAUAUUACGAAUACCGGAAGUAUAAGCCCCGUCAGCUCUAGAGCAUCAUCUGGGGGUGGAUUGAGUGCCUGUCAGUAUGCUUUGACCUCUGGAGCCACCAACGCUCACUCUCCUGGACCAGAACACGCUAACUCCACGGCUAGAACCCAAGUUUGAGGAGAAGUGGGGGCUGCAACAAGCCCCCAUCAUCGAGUGGUCCCAUCAACAACGGCAAAUUCGUUGAGUAAUAGUCAAGUAGUCGGUGGUACCACCCAGAACGGAGAUCCUCUUCGGGAGCCGGAGUGACACAGGCCUCGGUCCGUCGCUU
Messenger RNA from Belonocnema kinseyi, 2693 nucleotides. It is a transcript of the gene Ptx1, whose product is annotated as pituitary homeobox x. Gene Ontology annotation, cellular component: nucleus. Gene Ontology annotation, biological process: anatomical structure morphogenesis; regulation of transcription by RNA polymerase II. Gene Ontology annotation, molecular function: RNA polymerase II cis-regulatory region sequence-specific DNA binding; DNA-binding transcription factor activity, RNA polymerase II-specific. The transcript is spliced from 3 exons. Lineage: Eukaryota; Metazoa; Arthropoda; Insecta; Hymenoptera; Cynipidae. The record is from RefSeq and is a predicted model, not a curated record. The coding region runs from base 1238 to 2542 and encodes 434 amino acids.